AUGAGAAUCCGUAUCCGGGACCCCACUGGCAAGUCGUCAAUCAUCAGUCUGGGCAACUCUGCGACGAUCGAGACCUUGAGAGAAGCCAUCACUACUGAGACGAGUCUCACCUCUUUUGAGAUCAAAUAUGGGUUUCCUCCAAAGACUCUCGAUCUCAAUCAGUAUCCCCCCGCUAGCAUUCUUUCCGAACUCGAUGUUAAGCUAAAUGGAGAGCAACUCAUCGUGAACAACAUCUCUCCUUCGGCCUCGCAACAGAAAUCCGAAGCUGCAAGGCAACCUACAUCGCCAAAAGAGAAACAUGGGUCUUCUCAAUCGCCCUCGACGGCAGCCCAGCCCAAGUCCAAACCAAAGCCACAACAACCAGCCGCAGCUCCUCUUUCACUUUCACGGAAGAAGAAUCCGGCCAUGGACGAUCCACCUGAAGUAUUCAUGCCAGAAGUUGGCGGAACCCUUGUAUUGCGAAUCAUGCCAGACGACAACUCUUGCCUGUUUCGAGCAGUGGCUUCAGCCGCAAUCUCCGAAUUGGAUGCUGUGACAGAAUUGAGAUCGGUGAUUGCACAGACGAUCCACCACAACCCUGAGAAAUAUUCAAAAGCCAUUCUUGACGACAAAGAGCCAGAAGCAUACUGCCGGUGGAUCCAAACAGAGGAUGCGUGGGGUGGCCAAAUCGAGCUUGAUAUCCUAAGCCAACAUUUUGACAUUGAGAUUUGCAGUAUUGAUGUGCAAACAUUACGUGUGGAUAGAUACAACGAGCAAGCUUCUAGACGUUGCUUUGUGGUAUACUCGGGGAUACACUAUGAUACUAUCGCGCUGAGCCCUUUCGAAAAUCCGGUACCAGAACAAGAUAUCAAGCAGUUCCCUGCGCCCUUGUCGGAUGAAAUUCUACAGUCAGCGGUGACCUUGUGUGAGAGGUUGCAAGCGAGGCAUUAUUACACCGACACAGCAGGUUUUCAGCUCAGAUGCAAUGACUGUGGGGCAACAUGUAUUGGCGAGGCAGGAGCCACCAAACACGCAGAACGAACCGGCCAUUAUAACUUUGGAGAGGCCAGUUAA
Messenger RNA from Exophiala aquamarina CBS 119918, 1053 nucleotides. RefSeq lists its product as uncharacterized. Lineage: Eukaryota; Fungi; Ascomycota; Eurotiomycetes; Chaetothyriales; Herpotrichiellaceae. The transcript has a single exon. Gene Ontology annotation, biological process: endoplasmic reticulum unfolded protein response; protein deubiquitination. Bases 1 to 1053 code for a protein of 350 amino acids. Gene Ontology annotation, molecular function: cysteine-type deubiquitinase activity; protein binding. Gene Ontology annotation, cellular component: nucleus; cytosol. The record is from RefSeq and is a predicted model, not a curated record.